AUGUGUCCAAGUCAUAAUCCUUUUUGGAAUGAUAUUCUUGCUGGUUGUGCUAGUGGAUUAACAUCUGUUAUUGUUUCACAUCCAUUAGAAACUUUAUCAAUUCAAAGAAAAAUCAAUCCACCUGAAGUCUAUCAAAAUAUAUUUCAUUCUUUUCAAGUCAUUUAUAAACAUCAAGGUUUAAUCGAUGGAUUUUAUCGUGGAAAUUUAAAUUUACCAUUAAUUAGUCCAGCUUUUCUAACAUCUGCACAAUUUGCUUUAUAUGGACAAAUGACAAGACAUUUUGUUAAAGAUGGUAAUAAUAUUAAACAGUAUAUGUUAUGUGGAGCUUUGACUGGUUUUCUAUUAUCAUUUAUUCAAACACCAAUCAGUCUUAUUUUAGACCAAAUUCAUGGUAAUCUAAAUCGUCGACAUACACAUGUUUUUGAUUUUCAUGUAAAAGAUUGUUGUAAAUAUAUUUAUGAGAAUAAUGGUGGUUUAAUUGGAUUUUAUAAAGGUUUUUCAUCAAAUUUAAUUUGUUCAAUAACAACAUCAAUGUUUUAUUUUGGUGGUUAUGAAUAUAUAAGAAAACAUCUUUAUCAAAGACAUUAUCGAAAAUUUCAGAAUCAAAAUAAAAAUAAACAUUUACGUUUAAAUAUUCUUUUCAGUGGAGCAAUAGGUGGACUUUGUGCUUGGGCUAUUUGUCAUCCUUUAGAUGUAAUUAGAUCGGAAAUACAAACAGAUGAUUUAAGACCUGGACAUCGGAAAUAUGCUUCUUAUUUUGAUUGUAUUAAACAAAUGUAUGAACAAGAAAAUAGUAUUAAAAUAUUUUAUAAAGGAUUUUUUCCUGGUAUUAUCAAAUCUAUUCCAAUUAAUGCAGCAUGUUUUCUUGCUUAUGAAGAAGUCUACAGAUUGUUAGAAUAA
Rotaria sp. Silwood1 is the source of this 900-nucleotide messenger RNA. NCBI's taxonomy places the organism in Eukaryota, Metazoa, Rotifera, Eurotatoria, Philodinida, Philodinidae. The record is from the annotation of a GenBank genome assembly.